CACUGCUGUGCCCAGAUUUGACAGGACAGAUCUUACAGUCUGUAGCAGCUGUCUGCAGGCAUUUGGGGUGCGGCAGCACUUGCAAACGAAGAACAGAGACUUUUGACUGCUUCACACAAACCCCUGCCCAUUGUGUGGUGCUGCUUCUUUUGCCUUCUCCAGCCUUCAGCAUUCUUCCUUGUCUUAAUCGGAGUCUCUGGAAGAGCCAUGGCAGAGCAAUACCACACUAACGAGGAGAAAAUUCAAAAAGACAGCCACACCAAGGAGAUAGACUUGGUCAACAGGGACCCGAAACAUAUCAAUGAGGAUAUAAUAAGGGUGGAUUUUGAAGAUGUGAUAGCUGAACCAGAUGGAACACACAGUUUGGAUGGAGUGUGGAGGGUCAGCUAUACAACCUUCACUGUCUCUAAGUACUGGUGCUACAGAGUGCUGUCUGCCAUCUUUGGUAUUCCUGUCUCCUUGCUGUGGGGCUUCCUCUUUGCUUGCAUCUCCUUCUGCCACAUCUGGGCAGUCAUGCCAUGUAUCAAGAGCUACAUGAUCGAAACACAAUGCAUUAGCAGAGUCUACUCACUCUGCAUCCAUACCUUCUGUGACCCCUUGUAUGAAGCAAUGGGAAGGGUCUUCAGCAGUAUCCGAGUGGCUCUCCGCAAGGAAGUGUAGAUCACAGCUCUCCAGGAUCGGCUUUGGAUUCAGUAAUCAUCACUAUUUUAAUGAUUUCAAUGGCACACGCCCACUUCAAUCAUGGGACAUUCAGUGUAACUGGGGGAUUCUUUUAAAAACUUCUACAGCCUUUUAUUGCUGUCAGCAAAAGAACAAUUUCUCUUCAGUCAAUCCCAAUGCAACUACACAGUUGACAUCACUGCUUAUAACUGUCCUGUUACUAUCCACAUUAUUUAAAAAGUGUUAUGGUGAAUCACAUAACUAUAACUUAAAAUUGGUUAAUAACAUUAUUCAUGUAAUGGUUCCCCCAGAAAUUGCCAAAUUAAUUUAAGUGCAAUAUUUUGAGAACUUAAUAAAUAAUUUUGCAUUAAAUUGGAUUUACUUCUUGUUAAUAUUCAUUUCCUUUAAGUUGUAAAAUAAAAAAUGUAUAUAACUUCAGUUUCAAAAAUCUUACUCUACAGUUUUUCCAUAAUUGUUGAUUUCAUGUGCAACGUGUGUAGAAAAAUAUAAUAAUCAGAGAAGGUGAUUCAUUUAUCAGUGCUUUCCUACCAAUGGUCCACUUGUUACAUUCACCACCAAGUUAUUUCAACCCUUAAACGGAAUAAAUUCAAAUUCAUGUCUCAGAUACAGAUCGGUAUUGUUUAUUGUUUUUUAGUGCCAGUCGUGGUUGACCUGAACAGAAUAUUAUACAAAUGAUACAUUGGUAAGAAUACCUUGAUAAAUUAAGUUAGUGUUGUAUCCUGUGCCGUAUUCUCAGCAUAUUUUUAUUUACUGAACAGUUAAUUUAAUUAAUGUUUGAAAAUAACAAUAUUAAAGAAGUAUUUAUACUGUAGUGCUACUACAUUUUCUUCAUUUGCCUGUGUGCAAAUGCUACCUGUGUUUUUCUUAGUAACGCAAUACUAUACACUUUACAAAUGACUACAAAUAUCCCAUGAUGCAAGUGUGAACUUCCUUAAAAAAUGCCAGAUAAACAGUGGCAUAAAAAGAACAAAAAAUGCUAAACUGGUGGAUCAUACCUUUGCCAUUAAUUAAUAAAUGCAAUUAAUUGCAUGCAUUUGAUCUAAAACUCCACAUUGAACAGUGUACAGAAGAGUGUAAUAGGUUUCAAAUAAGAGGGGGCAAUCUGGAUUGUUCUGUUGCUAGUAGUUUGUUCACCUAAGGAUUUGAUUACUGUAGACAGUUAUUUCUUGAAUGAUGUCAGGGAAUUAAAGUCAACACCAGUGGACUGUGUUGAAAUUUGUAUUCAAUAAAUAUGUUAUUUGUUCA
This is a messenger RNA of Lepisosteus oculatus (spotted gar), 1926 nucleotides long. RefSeq names its product caveolin 3 (gene cav3). Gene Ontology annotation, molecular function: connexin binding; molecular adaptor activity; transmembrane transporter binding. The record is from RefSeq and is a predicted model, not a curated record. Gene Ontology annotation, biological process: regulation of membrane potential; regulation of cytosolic calcium ion concentration; caveola assembly. Lineage: Eukaryota; Metazoa; Chordata; Actinopteri; Semionotiformes; Lepisosteidae. Gene Ontology annotation, cellular component: focal adhesion; sarcolemma; caveola.